This is a messenger RNA of Penicillium maclennaniae, 876 nucleotides long. RefSeq names its product aldo/keto reductase. Gene Ontology annotation, molecular function: aldose reductase (NADPH) activity; oxidoreductase activity, acting on NAD(P)H as acceptor. Gene Ontology annotation, cellular component: cytosol. NCBI's taxonomy places the organism in Eukaryota, Fungi, Ascomycota, Eurotiomycetes, Eurotiales, Aspergillaceae. The record is from RefSeq and is a predicted model, not a curated record. The coding region runs from base 1 to 876 and encodes 291 amino acids. The transcript is spliced from 3 exons.
AUGGCUAGCCCGCACAACAUUCCCACCAUCAAGCUCAAUGACGGCUCCGUCAUGCCCGUUAUCGGGUAUGGCACCGGCACGGCUUGGUACAAGACUGCGGACAGUGGGCCCAACCGCGAGUUGGUCGAGGCAGCAAAGAGCGCGGUAAAGUUGGGUUUUCGCCAUUUGGAUGGAGCAGAGGUCUACGGAACCGAGGAAGAACUAGGCCAUGCUAUUAGGGAAUGUGGACUGCCUCGCGAGACGUUGUUCGUGACCACCAAGGUGAUCACCAAUAUUGCCGAUAUCCCUUCAGCCAUUGACUGCAGCCUCAAGAAACUCGGUCUUGAUUAUGUAUCUGAUUCAUGCCCCAUUUUUGCCAAGACAGAGAGUGACCUUCAAGCCGCCUGGGCUGAGAUGGAGCAGGUCAAGGCUUCUGGAAAAGCUCGAUCUAUCGGCGUGUCCAACUUUGUGCAAAGCCACCUGGAGACGAUCCUCAAGACUGCCAAGGUCGUGCCGUCGGUGAACCAGAUCGAGUACCACCCGUACCUCCAGCAUGGGAAGCUAUUGGAAUUCCACGAGCGUGAGGGUAUCAAGACAGUGACCUACUCCGGACUGUCACCGGUGAAUCGCGCGCGAGGCGGACCGCUGGAUCCGCUUCUAGCGGACCUGGCUAAGAAGUACGCGGUCGACGAAUCGGAGAUCUUGAUACGCUGGACUCUUGACCGAGGGUGCUUUCCCAUCACGACGAGCAGCAAGGAGCUUCGCCUUGCCAGCUACCUGCGCUCUUUGACGUUCAAAUUGACCCCUCGAGAGGUGGAGGAGAUCUCAACUCUCGGGGAGCAGAAGCAUUUCCGCGCGUACUGGGGAGAUGUUUAUGCUGCCGAUGACCGGACCUGA